AUGGAUAAGCCUGGUGACCCCGCCACUUCGACUUCUGGAGGGGGCUCCAACUCGGCGGGUCCGCCACCCCACGGCACCCGCCGCUUCAAGACAGCCGACAUCACCAGCAAACGCGUGCGAAAGCCCGAACUGCCAGUCCAGCACAACCAAGCCACUUGUCCCUCCCGCGUCGGCCUCUCCCUUGACUGGCGCACCAACAGCACCGGCGACACCAGCAGCGUCUGCACUCUCACCACCACCCACAACAGCACUCAACCCAGCGACACCCAGACUGACCGCCCUGCCGCGCUGGCCAGCUUCGCUGAGGACUUCGUUGAUGGCGUCUUCUCCAUCGGCGCCAGCAGCCUCCUCGCCCCCCGCAGCUCCCGCACACGCACCGGCCAUCACCGCACCUGCCGCGAUGUCGCCGAUCCUCCCACCAGCGCCCCGAAUACCUCUUAA
Messenger RNA from Acanthamoeba castellanii str. Neff, 441 nucleotides. RefSeq lists its product as uncharacterized. The transcript has 4 exons. The coding region runs from base 1 to 441 and encodes 146 amino acids. The record is from RefSeq and is a predicted model, not a curated record. Lineage: Eukaryota; Discosea; Longamoebia; Acanthamoebidae.